AGUUUCUCGGGGAGUGGCCCGAGCUGAAGACUGUAACUGUAAGCCGCUUGCCUCGUCUCUCGUUACUGGCAGCGAAACAUUAGUGAACUUCCUGUUGUUGUGUAUGUUUGUUUGUCUCAAUAUGUGCUGCUGAUAGUGCCUCUUACUGCUUAAUGCUGUGCGUAUGGAGUGCAGCACACUUAAUGCAUUGGAAUGAGUGCCGUCUCCCUCUGCCCCACCCAUCGGUUCCAAGUCCCCGCGGAGACUCUGAGAAAGCGGUAGAGGAUGAGCAAGUCCCCCACACCCAAGGGCACUCCGGUGCAGCGUAGCCCCAGCGAUGGGCUCCCCGACGGGCUCACCGAUGGACUCCCCGAGGGCCUCAUGUCCCCCGGACACUCCACCCCCGGCUCAGGGCCGCAGCAUAAGAAACGCAUCUCCAGCCUACUGCAGAGCCCGUCCUUUCGGGAGGAGCUGGACGUGCUGAUCCAGGAGCAUGUGAAGAAGGGAGGAAGCUCCUCAAACCUGUGGGCCCUGCGGCAGCUGGCCGACUUCAUGGCCUCGCACGGAUCCCCCGCCGCCCUCACCGCCUCGCCCUCAAACAUGAUGAUGGUGACGCCCAUCAACGACCUGCAGGGCUCCGAGACUAGCGGCCUGGUGAAGGGCGAGCGGCUGAUGCGCUGCAAGCUGGCCAGCGUCCACCGCCUGUACGACCUCUUCGGCUGGGCCAGCCUCAACCAAAGCUGCCUUACCCUCCGUGUGAGCAAGGAGCAGGAGCAUUUCCUGGUGAUGCCCGAGGGCCUGGCGUACUCUGAGGUCACUUCCUCCAGCCUGGUGAAGGUGAACAUUGUGGGGGAAGUGGUGGACGGCGGCAGCACCUCCCUGGGAGUGGACACGGACCGCUUCGGCCUGCACUCGGCCAUCUACUCGGCCCGGCCGGACGUCCGCUGCCUGCUGCACCUGCACACCCCGGCCACCGCCGCGGUGUCGGCCAUGAAGUGCGGCCUGCUGCCCCUCUCCCACGAGGCACUGCUGGUGGGCGACACUGCCUACUACGACUACAACGGCCUCAUGGAGGCCGAGGGGGACCGGGUGGAGCUGCAGAAGAGCCUAGGCCCCACCUGCAAGGUUCUGGUGUUGAGGAACCAUGGCAUUGUGGCGCUGGGAGAGUCUGUGGAAGAGGCCUUCUACACUAUCUACCACAUCCAGUCCGCCUGCCAGAUCCAGGUGUCGGCACUGUGUAGCGCGGGCGGCGUCCAGAACCUGAUCCUGCUGGACCGGACCACCCAGAGACCAAACCCCACCGGCACCGUGGGCUGGGCCGGCUCCACCUUCGGACCCCUGACCAAGAGUCGGCUGGGGGAGCACGAGUUUGAAGCCCUCAUGAGGACCAUGGACAACCUGGGUUACCGCACCGGCUACGCCUACCGCUUCCCCGUGCAGUCGGAGCGCACGCGGACGCGCCGCGAGGUGGAGGUGCCCGCCUCGGCCAUCUCCUUCAGCCACCUGGAGGAGGAGGGCGGCCUGCACCACCUGGGGCUCCAGCGGCAGCAGCCCUACGCCCAGCGGCAGCAGCAGGAGCGCAGCCGCUGGCUCAACACCCCCAACACCUACCAGAAGGUCAACCAGGAGCAGGCCAGCCCGGGCCACCACCAGCGCUCCACCACCUGGCUGAAGGCAGAGGAAGUUACUCAGGCGGGCAGCACGUCCAUCAAGAUCGAGAGGAACCAGUUUGUGCCUCUGUUCACCAACCCCUCAGAGGUUCUGGAGACACGGAACAAGAUUCGCCAGCAGAACCGUCAGGACAUGAAGACAGCCGGGCCUCAGUCUCAGGUCUUGGCCAGCGUCACAGAAAACUGUCCCCCGUCUCCAGAGAGCCCGGUCCAACUUCCUCCGGAGCCAGAGCCCCCAAACCCCUUCAACCAGCUGACCGACAACGAGCUGGAGGAGUACCGCAAGGAGGUGCAGAGGAAGCAGGACGUCGACGGGGAGGAGGAGGAGGUGGAGGAGCAGGUGGGUGACAAGGAGUCCUCUCCUGCCACCUCCCCCACUAAGGCCUCCCCCACUAAGGCCUCCCCCACUAAGGCCUCCCCCACCAGGGUCCCCGUGCCCAACGACCUCCCCCUGCUCCAAGAAGACACAGAGACGGCGGUGGCGGCGCCGGCCGUGGUAGUGGAAAACGGCGGCGAGGAGGAGAAGCAGACGAUUGAGGAGCUGGAGAAGGGCAUGAAGGGCCUCUCCACCGACGAGACCACCACCACGGCCCCUUCCGCCGACCCCGCCGCCGUGCCGCCCCCCGCCGCCAAGCCACUAGGGGGCACCCCGGAGGGCUCGCCCUGCAAGAGCCCGUCCAAGAAGAAGAAGAAGUUCAAGGCGCCGUCGUUCCUGAAGAAGAGCAAGAAGCAGAAGGAGAAGGAGAAGGUGGAGGCCUGAGGCGGCUUGCCUCCUCGCCACACUACAGGCCUCCACCCCCCGGAUCAGAGGGUGGAGGUCUGUCGCGGCUCGGCUCCUUGCCGCUCUACAGGCCUCCACCCUGAUCAGAGAGAGUCGGGAAAAGAGUUGUCCGCCGUGUGUCUUCAUCUGCCUGUGGUAGCCUAUCAAUGAA
Molecule: messenger RNA, 2581 nt
Organism: Gadus chalcogrammus (walleye pollock)
Lineage: Eukaryota; Metazoa; Chordata; Actinopteri; Gadiformes; Gadidae
Gene: add2
Product: adducin 2 (beta)
Exons: 15
Coding region: 265-2409 (714 amino acids)
Biological process (GO): barbed-end actin filament capping
Cellular component (GO): postsynaptic density; cytoskeleton; plasma membrane
Molecular function (GO): actin filament binding
Source: RefSeq, a predicted model, not a curated record